AUGCCGGUGGCAAGCAGUGCGACCAGUUCAAUAAGUGGUUGGCUGCCAAAAUGGCAACUUGCUUUGGCAGUGGGUGCACCGGUGGCACUUGGACUAGGAUAUAUUUAUUACAAAAACACAAGUCAAGAAAAAUCAAAAGGUGGAAAGUCAAAUGGUGUAGGGACUGAGAAACAAAUUUCAAUUGAUGGUGAUACUUUGACUAAAAGUACUCAAAAGCCUGAGACUCCAACUGCCAAAGCGCAGCGAUUUAAGACCCUUGGAAAUCAAGCUUUUGGUGCUGGAAAAUAUGACGAAGCUAUUUCGUUUUAUAAUAAAGCUAUCGAGACCUGUCCUGCUGAUCAAAAUGUUGAAUUGGCUAAAAAUUAUCAAAACAGAGCUGCUGCUCAUGAUGCACUGGAAAACUAUAGCUCGGUAAAGGAUGACUGUACAAAAGCACUGGAGCUAAAUCCGACGUAUACAAAAGCCUUAUUAAGAAGAGCACGUGUUAUGGAAAAAACUAACGAAUUAGAAUUAGCACUGGAAGAUGUUACUGCUGCUUGUAUUCUUGAGAGAUUUAUGAGCCAGUCAACACUUUUAAUGGCUGACCGAGUUUUAAAGGAAUUAGGUAAACAGCAUGCCCAUGAACAUAUGAAGAAAAGAAAACUUGUUAUGCCCAGUAAACAUUUUAUAAAAACGUACUUCAGUUCAUUUAAAAGCGACCCAAUAUUUUCUGAUGACUCUGAUGACAAUGACAAUACAGCUCUAGCAGAAGUAAUCCAAAUGUUUAAAGAUGAAAAUUAUGACGAUAUAAUUGAUGCAUGUACAAGCAAAAUAGAAAGCUCCGGUCCAGAAGACACUCAGGUUAAAUUAAAAUUACACCUUCUACGUGGUACCUUCUAUUUAUUACUCGGUCAACACGAGGACGCGAUCGAGGACUUGAAUGCGGUAAUCAACAGCGAGGAGUCACCAAAGAACGUUAAAGUUAACGCGCUGAUAAAAAGAGCGACGAUGAACAUGCAGUUAGAAAAUCCAGACAAAUGUUUUGCGGACUUUAAAACGGCUGUCGAGAUUGAUUCCGAGUGUGGAGAUGUCUACCAUCACCGUGGACAAGUUAAUUUGUUGUUGGACAAAGUUGAUGAAGCCAAAGAAGAUUCAGAGAAAGCAUUGAAAUUAAAUCCUAAAUCAGGAAUUGCCUUUGCUCAGAAAUGUUACAUGGAUUAUCGACAUGCUGCUAUGACCAGAUCUCCCACUUUGAUUGAUACUGCAAUCAAAGAAUUUGAACGUGCAUUUGACUUAUUCCCAGACUGCUGCGAAUGUUAUACGUUAUACGCUCAAAUGUUGUGUGAUUCACAAUCUUACGACAAAGCUGAUGAAUAUUUUGCUAAAGCCAUUGAUAAAGAUCCAUCAAAUGCAACUAUUCGUGUACAUAGAGGUCUACUCCAAUUACAAUGGACUGGAAAUGUUGAAAAGGCUGUCGAGUAUAUCAACAAAGCACUUGAGUUCGAUCAAAAAUGUGAAUUUGGAUACGAAACAUUGGGAACAAUUCAAGUCCAACGAGGAAAUCUAAAAGAAGCCAUAGAAUUAUUUGACAAAGCACUAGAAUUGGCCCGAACAGCUCUGGAACUUACUCACAUAUUCAGCCUUCAAGAUGCUGCGAAAGCACAGCUCAAAGUCGGUCAAAGAUUAGGCGCUAAUUCGUUGUUUGGUAUGGGAAGUAUCAUGUCGUAAUAAAGUAGAAGCAUAAUUUAAAUAAUUGC
Messenger RNA from Microplitis mediator, 1736 nucleotides. RefSeq names its product mitochondrial import receptor subunit TOM70 (gene Tom70). The transcript is spliced from 7 exons. The record is from RefSeq and is a predicted model, not a curated record. Lineage: Eukaryota; Metazoa; Arthropoda; Insecta; Hymenoptera; Braconidae. Gene Ontology annotation, molecular function: protein binding. The coding region runs from base 1 to 1707 and encodes 568 amino acids.